AUGCCGUCCUCGUCUCAGGGGAAUCUCCCCUCCAACGCGACCAGCUCCAGCUCCAGCUCCAGGUCCGGAUCUCACACGCCCCACCCACCAGCAAACUCCAAUUCCUACCAAUCUGCCGCCUCCUACUUUUCCUACCCAGUCAGCCACGUCGUCUCAGGUCUCUAUCGACGCUUGACCGACCCCAACAUUGCUGCACCCGCCAUGCCCUCCAGCACAUGGUCGUCGCCCGAGGUCUUCACCCCUCGCCGAACCGCUUCUCCAUUCCAGCCACCACCUCUCACCCCUCUCACCCUCACAAUCCCCAAAGGCGCCGACCUCCUUCAGCAGCAGCUUCUAACCCGCGUAUUGGCCGAGGAAAUCCGUCUCCUCGUCCCUGCGCGACUCCAACUCGUUGAGAACUGGCGCCUCGCCUACAGCCUUGACCGCGACGGCGCCUCCCUAAGCACCCUCUAUGACAACUGUGAAGAAUUCUCCCAUCGUAGCCCGCGGGCGGGCUACGUCCUCGUCAUCCGUGACUCCUCCCCCACCGGCGCCGUCUUCGGCGCUUACAUGACUGACCACCCGCACCCUAACUCCCAGUUCUUCGGGACAGGCGAGUGUUUUCUCUGGCGCGCCAGCGUCCUACCUCCCCCAUCUAGCCUGGGUCUUUCAUUUCCAAGUGACGGUCCCCAGUCGGAAGAAGCGCUCGAGCGCGCCGGUCUCCCACCACCCCCGUCCGCUGAUACAACCUUCGCGGGUCGGUGGAGUACACUGCGCAACGACCCGAAAUCGAGAUCAGCGUCUCCUGCGCACAACUUGAAUUUCAAUAUCAAGACUAGUCUUGCAGCUGCUAGUGGUGGGGUUUUGGCGCCUCCAUCGCCAUCGUCCAUUCACACAUCCCGUAGUGGGGCGAGUACACCCGAGCGCAUUCGUUUUAAGGCAUUCCCGUACAGUGGUGUGAAUGAUUACAUGAUGUUCUGCGAAACCGGGUUCUUGAGUCUCGGUGGCGGUGAUGGACACUAUGGCCUGUGGGUAGAUGCCGGUCUGGAAAAGGGUGUCAGCGCGCCCAGCCAGACAUUUGGAAACGAGCCUCUGUCUGAUGAGGGUGUGAAGUUCGACAUCCUUGGUAUUGAAGUGUGGUAUGUCGGUUCCUGA
Penicillium odoratum is the source of this 1134-nucleotide messenger RNA. Its product is annotated as putative oxidative stress response protein Oxr1. The record is from RefSeq and is a predicted model, not a curated record. The transcript is spliced from 2 exons. The coding region runs from base 1 to 1134 and encodes 377 amino acids. Gene Ontology annotation, biological process: response to oxidative stress. Lineage: Eukaryota; Fungi; Ascomycota; Eurotiomycetes; Eurotiales; Aspergillaceae. Gene Ontology annotation, cellular component: nucleus.